GCCUUCAGGCUCGGGCGGGACGCGAGUAUGUCCGCCGGUCCUACGAGCUGCAGCAAAGCGGUGUGAGACCGGGGGGAGCGGCUGAAGGGAACGCGGCCUCCACCGGGUUAGUGUCGGCUGCCGGGACAGGGCCCCGCUGCGAGGAGAGCAAUGACCGAUUGGGCGCCCAUAGCGAAGGAGUAUGACCCCCUCAAAGCGGGGAGCAUCGAUGGCACGGAUGAGGAGCCCCAUGACCGUGCCAUCUGGAGGGCCAUGCUGGCGCGUUACGUCCCCAACAAGGGUGUGACGGGAGAUCCACACCUCACCCUGUUCGUAGCGAGGCUCAAUCUUCAGACAACAGAGGAGAAAUUAAAGGAGGUCUUUUCCCGGUAUGGAGACAUCAGGAAGAUCCGUCUGGUUCGAGACUUGGUCACAGGGUUUUCCAAGGGUUACGCGUUUAUCGAGUACAAAGAGGAACGUGCUCUGCUGAAGGCCCACAGAGAUGCCAACAGGCUGGUUAUCGAUCAGCACGAGGUCUUCGUAGAUUUUGAACUGGAAAGGACUCUCAAAGGAUGGAUUCCUCGGAGGCUUGGAGGUGGUUUUGGAGGCAAAAAAGAAUCUGGGCAGCUGCGGUUUGGAGGACGGGACAGACCUUUCCGGAAACCCAUUAAUUUACCAAAUGUGAAAAAUGAUUUCUAUGGAGAAGGCUCAGCAGAGAAAAGAAACUGGUCUCGAGAGGGAACGAGGGACUGGAGAACAAGAGACCGAGAGCAUGAAAGGAGCAGAGAGAAGAGAGGGCCAGAAAGAGAGCGGUCGUGGGGUUGGGGUGACAGUGAAAGAGACUCAAAAGAGGAGAGGAGCAGAGGGAGAGAGAGAAAGGACAGAGACAGAAAGGACAGAGAUAGAGACCGGAGCAGGGAAAGAGAUGCCAGGAAGCAAAGAGAUGAUGAUAAGUAUCGAUAGCUGGCAGCACCUUAAGGGAAUGAUGGGAAGUUUGGGUAUGGUGACUACUCUUUUGUGUCUCUAGAGUAGCAUGAGACACAUAGAACUGCCUGUACUGCUGGCUGGGGGCACAACUCUGCUGUUAUGGUGAAUGAACUGCUAUGGAGGAGGUGAUGCAGCAGGUUCUGGCAUCUGCAGUGUGGAAAAAGCUGUGUCUUCUGGAGGACGUGGACGUGACUCAGUUGUAGAUGUCACCUUCAGCAGGGGGCUGUGAACUGCAUUCCCCAGACAAGCAGCAUUCGUGUUACUGUCUUGUGCCUUUGACUUUUAUCUGCUAGAAGCUCUGUAGCGUGGGUCAUAGCGCAGGUAUCUUUUGUUGAAUUGUUCUUAAGAGAAAUUAAACUUUUCUGUUCAUGUUUUAAAGUGGUGAAAAAGAAAUGCACGUGUUACCAUCCCCUCAAAAUCAA
Molecule: messenger RNA, 1388 nt
Organism: Coturnix japonica (Japanese quail)
Lineage: Eukaryota; Metazoa; Chordata; Aves; Galliformes; Phasianidae
Gene: SNRNP35
Product: small nuclear ribonucleoprotein U11/U12 subunit 35
Biological process (GO): mRNA splicing, via spliceosome
Cellular component (GO): precatalytic spliceosome; U12-type spliceosomal complex
Molecular function (GO): snRNA binding; mRNA binding
Source: RefSeq, a predicted model, not a curated record